Molecule: messenger RNA, 1949 nt
Organism: Mauremys mutica (yellowpond turtle)
Lineage: Eukaryota; Metazoa; Chordata; Testudines; Geoemydidae
Gene: SLC17A8
Product: solute carrier family 17 member 8
Exons: 12
Coding region: 1-1764 (587 amino acids)
Biological process (GO): synaptic transmission, glutamatergic; monoatomic anion transport; transmembrane transport
Cellular component (GO): synaptic vesicle membrane; excitatory synapse
Molecular function (GO): L-glutamate transmembrane transporter activity; neurotransmitter transmembrane transporter activity
Source: RefSeq, a predicted model, not a curated record
AUGCCUUUUGAAGGGUUUAGUUCACUGAAAGACAGAUUUUUGAAACCAGGGAAGGAAGACGUGAAGACCACUGUUAGUGACUCUCUGGGGAAUCUGCAAAGAAAAAUUGAUGGAACCAACACAGAAGACGACCACAUUGAAUUGACUGAAGAGGGAAGGCCUGUGUUGGCAACCACUCACAAACCUCCCCUAUGUGACUGCUAUUGCUGUGGACUACCCAAGCGCUACAUCAUCGCCAUGAUGAGUGGUCUGGGCUUUUGCAUUUCUUUUGGAAUUAGGUGCAAUCUGGGUGUUGCCAUAGUGGAAAUGGUUAACAACAGCACCGUCUAUGUGAAUGGAAAACCAGAGCUUCAGAAAGCUCAGUUCAGCUGGGAUCCAGAGACAGUAGGACUUAUACAUGGCUCAUUUUUCUGGGGUUACAUUGUGACACAAAUUCCAGGAGGGUUUAUCUCAAACAAACUAGCUGCUAACAGGGUAUUUGGAGCAGCUAUUUUCCUAACAUCUACAUUGAAUAUGUUCAUCCCGUCUGCUGCAAGAGUACAUUAUGGCUGUGUUAUGUUUGUAAGAAUUUUGCAAGGUCUCGUAGAGGGCGUGACCUAUCCAGCGUGCCAUGGGAUGUGGAGCAAAUGGGCUCCCCCACUGGAGAGAAGCAGGCUGGCAACCACGUCUUUCUGUGGUUCUUAUGCUGGGGCAGUGGUUGCCAUGCCCUUGGCAGGGGUAUUGGUGCAGUAUAUAGGAUGGCCAUCAGUCUUUUACAUUUAUGGAAUGUUUGGAAUUGUUUGGUACAUAUUCUGGUUGUUUCAUGCCUAUGAGAGCCCUGCUGCACAUCCAACAAUAACCAGUGAAGAAAGAACAUACAUAGAAACAAGUAUAGGAGAAGGAUCCAGCCUAGUUAGUGCAAGUAAAUUUAGUACCCCUUGGAAGAAGUUUUUCACUUCAAUGCCGGUGUAUGCAAUCAUUGUGGCAAACUUUUGUAGAAGCUGGACCUUCUAUUUGCUGCUUAUAAGUCAGCCUGCUUACUUUGAAGAGGUCUUUGGCUUUGCAAUUAGUAAGGUUGGCCUUUUGUCUGCAGUUCCACACAUGGUCAUGACAAUUAUUGUUCCCAUUGGUGGGCAAUUAGCUGACUUUUUACGAAGCAGAAAGAUUUUAACCACUACCACUGUAAGAAAAAUAAUGAAUUGUGGAGGUUUUGGCAUGGAAGCAACUUUGCUUUUGGUGGUUGGUUACUCUCAUACAAGAGGUGUGGCUAUUUCCUUCUUGGUGCUGGCAGUAGGAUUUAGUGGAUUUGCUAUUUCAGGAUUUAAUGUCAACCAUUUGGAUAUUGCACCCCGGUACGCCAGCAUUCUGAUGGGGAUCUCCAAUGGUGUGGGGACACUGUCGGGAAUGGUGUGCCCACUCAUUGUUGGUGCGAUGACUAAACACAAGACCCGGGAAGAGUGGCAAAAUGUCUUUCUGAUAGCAGCUCUCGUGCACUACAGUGGAGUGAUAUUCUAUGCUAUCUUUGCUUCUGGUGAGAAGCAAGAAUGGGCUGACCCUGAAAGCCUCAGCGAAGAGAAAUGUGGCAUAAUUGACCAAGAUGAACUGGCUGAAGAAACGGAACUGAACAGUGAAACUUUUGUUAGUCCAAAGAAAACGUACGGCGCUACCAGUCAAAACAACGAUGUGCGGAAAAAGGCAUGGAGAAAGCAAAAGGGAGUAACGCAGGAUAUAGAGGAACAGACUUCCUACCAUUAUGAAAAUGGAAAUUUUCAAGAUAGGUCAUAAUAUCUGAAAAUGUGUGAUCGUGUGGCAAGUGCCCCCAUCCUCUCCUGCCCAACCGCUUCCUAAUCAGACAGUAUCCAUAUGUACUUGCUUAUUCAUUCAUGGAAAAUCCUGCCAAAUGGCUAGAUGUAAGAUGUAGUAAGGUAAUUCUCUCCUUGUAGCACAGAAAAAGAGCUAAUAGAAAUAUA